Molecule: messenger RNA, 1780 nt
Organism: Cephus cinctus (wheat stem sawfly)
Lineage: Eukaryota; Metazoa; Arthropoda; Insecta; Hymenoptera; Cephidae
Exons: 7
Coding region: 599-1693 (364 amino acids)
Source: RefSeq, a predicted model, not a curated record
GCUUCGGUGCGUCUCUGUCAGAUGCGUAUUGAUAAACCGUGAUACAAUGAUACUCGCAGUAAUCGCUGUGAAUUUUGAAACCCAUUCUACAUUCUUAUAUUCCAUUUAUUCCAACGAGUGAUUCUAACCCUGUAUAUGAGUCGUAUUAUUUGACUUCAAUUGCAUGGGACAUAUUAAAUCCUGAUAUUUUUGUGUCAUGAAAACGUCGAAUGAAUUUUGAAAUAUAGAUUAAGAGAAUCAGAGGAUCGUGAAAUAUUUCGUGGAAAGCUCGUGAACUUUCUGACAUUGAAUAUUAUUAAUUAACAGCUAAACUGAUAUCGGAGCGUUUUCAAAAAAAGAAUUUUCGCCGAAUCGCUAAUAUCUUGAAUUAUUAUUGCUUCGUUUGGUAAUGACGAUUUCGUAGUGCUGACUCAUCGAAUGAUGGAAUUGCUGCAGUGCUAAUUGAAUCGUGUCACGGGAUCGACGAAAUGUCCAAGAGUAAACGUGUUCUUAGUAAUUUUUAACGACUUGCUUGUGGAUGGAUUAAGUCGUUAAUUAGCGCGGGAACGUGUUAAUAAUUUAGAAACAAAUUUCGAGAACGCCAACAGUGCAAGUAAUCAUGAAUCGCGAUGCAGAACGCAGUAAGGAGGAGGAUCGGCCAUUAUUAUUUCCUGAAGACGAUUGCCAGAGGAUGGAUGGAUUUCCGGUUGCAUAUGAAACAGCCGUCACUCAUGGUGCUGUGCAUUAUUUGGGAAAGUGGCCGUCACAUUUAUUUGCCGUCUUCGUUGCUGGAUGUCUGGUAUUUGCCAUGUUUUUCAUUUUCGCCCUUAUCACUGUCAUCUUCUCCGUAUCCGUUGAUAACAGGUGCCGGAGGAUACGUAACGUUGAAAUUGAUAAUGACAGUUCUGGCAAUGUUUACUUUGUUAAGCAUGAAAACAGAACGUGGAGUGACGAAGAACUGUGCUUCAUUGAAAUUGCUGCGCGUGAGCAUCCUGACUUGAAUAUUUAUCUGAUGAAUUUAUUAAAUGAAGAACCGAAUGGGAAGAAAAUGAAGGAAUUUAUGAUAGAACUGAUUGAUGUUAAGAGGGAAAUAAGAUCAAUGUUAGAUACAGUUGACUUUUUACAAGUAAAUAAUUCAACGUUCACUGUUGGUUCUAAGUCAGAUGAAAAUAUGAGAAAGAGAUUGGCUGAUGUAUUGUUAAAUGUCAGAAAUAUUGAUGUUACUGUUGAACAUUUUUUUAAUGGAUCCAGAUUGGAUAAGAUUUAUAGACAGUUGGAUGAUCGUGGUAUUGAAUUUGCAGCAAGGACUCAUAUCCUUUGGAAUUUUCCUGGGAUUGCCUUGGAGCCUGUAUUAUAUUCGAGUCUGACACACGUUCGGCAGUUUUUGUACGAAAAUUGCAAGGACAAGUGCAAGUCUGGACAGAUUGCUACCAUAGAACCGAAUGGUGAUUUGUUAGCAACUGGAAUCACAUGUCAGGCAUUUAUAGGAGUCCUUAUGGAGGAAAUAUUAAAAAGCAGAACAUCCGUUAGACAGAACACUUUGAGAGAAGCAAUAAGUAAAUUCUGUCCAAGGACGGGUUACUGCCCAGGUGUGAGGAUCUACAAAUUUGAAAAACUAUCAUCCCUGAAUAUUCUCCACUGUCCUACUAUUUAUCCUGAGGGAAUACCAUCUGACAGCAAGCAACCUUCUAAAAAAUAUAGCACGAGCUAUUGAGUGAGAAUAUCUUCAAAAUUUACAAAGGCUGAUGUCCAUCGUAUACUAUGGAACUAAUUAUUUAACAAAACUUGUACAGAAUCAAAA